This is a messenger RNA of Marmota flaviventris (yellow-bellied marmot), 4699 nucleotides long. It is a transcript of the gene Cc2d1b, whose product is annotated as coiled-coil and C2 domain containing 1B. Gene Ontology annotation, molecular function: DNA-binding transcription repressor activity, RNA polymerase II-specific. The record is from RefSeq and is a predicted model, not a curated record. Lineage: Eukaryota; Metazoa; Chordata; Mammalia; Rodentia; Sciuridae.
AGCCGCCUCCCGGGCGGGCGCUUCCUGUUGCUGCCUCUGCCGUCUCCCGGGGGCCGCGGGAAGCCAGGGCGGUGCCGGGAGGGAGAAGGCUCGGGUUUGGUUCGGAUCCGCCGCGAGGUAUCUAGGUUGCCAAGAUGCCAGGGCCACGGCCUCGGAAGGGCCUUCAGGCCAGCGGUCAGGGUGUGGCAGCUGCCAAGCAGCUGGGGCUCUUUGUGGAAUUCAACUCUGAAGACAUGCUGCUAGGGGUGGAUGAAACUGAAGAUGAUGAGGAGCUGGAGGCUGAGCUGUUGGCCCUCACUGGGGAAGCAGGGACCGCAGGCAGGAAGCCAGCACCCAAGGGGCAGGCUCCCCUGCCAAUAGCCCACAUCGAGAAGUUGGCAGCAGACUGUAUGCAGGAUGUGGAGGAAGAGGAGGAGGAAGAAGGGCUCGAGGAGGAUGCAGACCUGUUGUCUGAGCUGCAGGAGGUCCUGGGUGCAGAUGAGGAAGCUGGGCCCCUGGAUGGUGAUGAGGCAGCUAACCCAGAAUUCCAGGAAGACAAGGGACAGGAAGACAUUGAACCUCCAGUGCAGACAGCCCUCCUAAUGACUUCAGUUUCAACAGCUCAGGCUGGAGGGCCUCAGGGGCUGCAGGCUUUGCUGGAAGAACGGAUCCACAACUAUCGGGAGGCUGUGGCCAAUGCCAAAGAAGCAGGUGAAGCAGCCAAAGCCAGACGCUGUGAGCGUGGCCUGAAGACUCUGGAGUCCCAGCUAGUUGCCGUAAGGAAAGGAAGGAAGAUCAAUGAGGAUGAGAUCCCACCUCCAGUGGCCUUGGGCAAGAGGCCCCCAGCCUCCCAGGAAACAGCCAGCAGGAGCCCUGAGGCUGACUCCCAAGUUCCCCCUGCCAUGGAGCCAGACAACCCCUCCCAAUCUGAAACCAGCCUCCUGCACAGCCCUGGCAUUGCUGUCCUGCCUGAUUCAGACCCACACCCACGGGCCCUGCUGUCAGCCCGACAGAGAGCGUAUAAAGUGGCUGCUCUCAGUGCCAAGCGGGCUGGAGAUCUAGAUCGUGCACGUGAGCUCAUGAGGAUUGGGAAGAGAUUUGGUGCUGUCCUGGAGGCCCUGGAGAAGGGGCAGCCUGUGGAUCUGAGUGCCAUGCCCCCAGCACCUGAGGACCUGAAGACCCUCCCAGAGGCUUCCAAAGCCCCCACAGCACCCUCAGUCCUACCCCCAGCAGUGGAGAGAGUGCUCCCAGUGACAACCCCCAACAUCCCAGCAGCUUCAGUGGCCCCUGCAGAGCCGCAGACAGUGUUGGAUGCCCUGCAGCAAAGGCUGAACAAGUAUCGUGAGGCAGGCAUCCAGGCCCGGGCCAGUGGGGAUGAGCGCAAGGCCCGGAUGCAUGAGCGCAUUGCCAAGCAAUAUCAAGAUGCCAUUCGAGCACACCGAGCAGGACGUAAAGUGGACUUUGCUGAGUUGCCUGUUCCUCCAGGAUUUCCCCCGAUUCCUGGCCUGGAGCCCACUGUGGGUACUGAGGAGGAUUCAGUGGCAGCAACUUUGGCAGCUGCCCAAAAACUGGCCACCUCAGAGGAUACAGCCCCAGUAGAAGAUGAGGAUGAGGAUAAGACUGAGCCCCUAGGACAGGCCCCAGUGGCCAAGAAGCCAGCACAGCCUCUGGUUCCUUCAUCCCGGCACCUUCCUGAGCCCAAGGCCUUGAGUUCUAAGGAGGCACUGAGUCCAACUGUUCAGGAACAGCUGACACUGCUGGAGGCACGGAAACUACAGUACCAGCGAGCAGCCCUGCAGGCCAAGCGGAGGCAGGACCUGGAGCAGGCCAAAGCCCAUCUGCGGGUGGCCAAAUGCCUUGAGGGGCAGAUCAUCCAGGUCCGAGCUGGCCGACCUGUUGACCUCUCAAAGGUGCCUUCACCUUUGACGGAUGAAGAGGGUGACUUCAUCCUCAUCCACCAUGAGGACCUAAGACUCUCCCAGAAGGCUGAGGAGGUAUAUGCCCAGCUACAAAAAAUACUUCUGGAGCAAUAUGAGAAGUGCCUGCUGUUCUCCAAGCAGUUCAUGCACCAGGGCAAUGUGACUGAGACAACCCGGUUUGAGAAGCUGGCUCAGGACCGUAAGAAACAACUGGAGAUCCUGCAGCUAGCCCAGGCUCAGGGCCUUGACCCUCCCAGCCACCACUUUGAGAUGAAGACAUUCCAGACUGUGAGGAUCUUCUCAGAACUCAACAGCACAGAAAUGCAUCUGAUCAUUGUCCGGGGAAUGAACCUCCCAGCCCCUCCAGGGGUGACCCCUGAUGAUUUGGAUGCUUUUGUGCGGUUUGAGUUUCACUAUCCUAACUCGGACCAGGCUCAAAAAAGCAAAACAUCUGUGGUGAAGAACACAAAUUCUCCAGAAUUUGAUCAAGUCUUUAAAUUAAACAUCAACCGAAACCACCGGGGCUUCAGGAGAGUGAUCCAGAGCAAAGGAAUCAAGUUUGAAAUCUUCCACAAAGGAUCCUUCUUCCGAAGUGACAAGCUGGUUGGCACAGCACAUCUGAAACUGGAGCGGUUGGAGAAUGAGUGUGAGAUCAGAGAGAUUGUGGAGGUUCUGGACGGAAGAAAGCCCACCGGGGGGAAGCUGGAGGUGAAGGUAAGGCUGCGGGAGCCUUUGAAUGGCCAGGACGUGCAGAUGGUCACCGAGAACUGGCUGGUCCUGGAGCCCAGGGGCCUGUGAGACUGACUUGCUACGCUCUGUGUCCUGUGCGGCAGAUGGUCAGCUCCAGGAGAGGAUCAGGCCAGCGGCAGCAUGCAGGAGCUUAAGGCUUCACUGGCCUCAAAAGCCUUUGUACUUAAGAGAGAAGCUGCUAUACACACACCAAAGGCCUGUUGCAUAUGUGCGCCACUGACCAUGACCCUGGGCUUUGCUCUUGCUGGCCCCUCCUGCCCUCCACAGAAGCAGGCUGGAUUCCAGGAGCUCCUCUUCCCCUUGUCUCCCACUCCUCCAAAAGUGGACAAAGGCAAGGAUACCCUCACCACUCUGUGCCAUGGAGUCCCACAGCCCCUUAACUUCUGCAUACCAACUGUGUGCAGCUUACCCCAGCCCCAAUUGCACUAUUUCUGGAUGUGCCUUUUAAAGAUGUAACUGCUUAAGGGAUGGGAGAACUUGAGGGUGAUCAGGAACCAGUCCUGCUCAGGACAGGGCAUGGUUCCGUGACUCCAGUUGGUCCGUGGCAACCUGUCCCACCCAACCCAGUUCACCCAGCUCUGCCUGUGCCUUUGUCCUGACAGCUGCUGCACUAGCCUUCCUGCUCCCAAAGGACUUAGUAGAAGAGGAAAGUUACUUUUGGUACUGCCUAGUGGGAAGGAGCGGGGUAAGGUUGCAUCUUGGGUUUGGUCCAUGCACCUAAGAUGAAAGACUUGUUAACUGGGGAGAAGGAGGAAAAAAAAAUAUAAAUAUGUAUAAAUUUAUGUAGCCAUUUUUUAUUUAAUAAACUAGGUCUAAUUCAUUAUAGGGAUUUUGUACCUUACACACAGCGUAAAUAAUCUUAAAUCUGGCAUUGUUAAAAAGCCAGAGUAACUGCAACAUUUGCCCACUGCCACCAUGGGUUUCAUAUUUGAGAGAAGACUGGGGAAGCCUUUCCUCUCAGCUGAUCGCCAGAGCCACACCUUAGUUCUUUCCAAGAAAUUUGCCUUUGGCUUUGUUUUUCUGAAUGGAUGGAAACAAUAAGGGGUUUAUAGUUGUAAUAUAUUUAAUAUUCAAAACUGCAAUAUUCUACAUUACUUAGAAAUAAAUACCCCAUCUUUUAUUUCCUCCUUUUUGAAGCAUUAAGUCCAACAAAGCAUUCCUCAAGAUUAUUUUUAAAAGGCUGUAAGUUGAAGCAAAUACAUUCAGAUUACUGGUCAUUAUGUUAUUGCAUAAGCACAGCUCAGGGAUUGCGCUUUUUUGUAUGUGUUUUUGUUGAGCUAACAGGGCUGGGCCAUGCUUCCCUGCCGAAGAGAGCAGAGCUUUUAGUGGAUAACAGUAGGAACUACAGACGAGUGACUCUUCCAAGAGCUCUCUGGCCAGUCUUUCUUACCUAUCAGAUGUGAGCUAGCAAAAUUUCCAGAGAAAUUUAACACUUAAUUACAUAUGUGUCAAACAAGCAGUAAUCUAGAAUGAAAAGGAGAGUCUUAAGCCUUCUUAACAUGGUCUGGACAAGCCUGAAGGGUUCCUGAUCCAGCCUGGUUUUUCCCUUAGGGUUUGCAUUCCCACCCAGUACUUACAAGAGGGUGAAGGAUAGACCACUAAAAUUAUCCUUUAAGAUUCUGAACCCAGGCCUCUGCUGGCUCCAAAGAUUUACCUUUGCAACAUGUUCAAUUUCAGUAGGCUUCACUACUCUGUUCUUUGGAAAACAGAACCUUAAGACUGAGGGAGGCAAGACAAAGACACCCACUGGGCUUGCUGGCUGUGAUUCUUAAAAGGCCUUUGUUGUAGCCAAGGCAUGCAUAGAUAGUAGGAGGGACCUACACAGUUCCUGCUUGUCCUAAGAUUUGUCCAAAAGCGAUAACCAAACACUGAAAAUUAGUCACUCAUGGGAUGAGAACCAACCAUGACUCAAAUCAUUUUCCAAUUUUAAAUUGAAUCUUUAAUCUAGUGUAGUGUGCACUUUGUUCUGAAUUAGUGAACUGAAUAAAAUGUGGAAGACAUUUUUUAGACUGAGUCUCACUAUUAAAAGAUGAACUCUUUUGUGACUGAAA